This is a messenger RNA of Spodoptera littoralis (African cotton leafworm), 1761 nucleotides long. NCBI's taxonomy places the organism in Eukaryota, Metazoa, Arthropoda, Insecta, Lepidoptera, Noctuidae. The record is from the annotation of a GenBank genome assembly.
AUGGGUAACAAUCAGUCCGAAAAUAAUAGACCGACACAGCCACAUAUGAAUUUGUCUGACUUGGAGCACAUCCUCAACACUCAGCGACAGAGAUACGAGCAAAAACUCCAGGACGAGCUGGCGAAGCAGAGAGCUCAACAACUUAGGGAGCAAGAGGCUAAGGAGAGACGGGCUAAAGAACAAGAGGCCAGGGAAAAACUCGCUAAAGAACAGGCCAAACAACGAGCCGAACAGAGCUCCAACUCCUCGAAUACAGUCCCAAGCAACUCCGUAGGUGGCCCUCAGCAGCAAGCCGCAGUAAUCGUACCACCGCAGCAGUUAUACCCUACCCUGACCCAAACGCCGAACUACCCUGUUCAUGUAAACCAGCCCCAUCCGUUAAUUCAGACUAAUCCUUUUCAACAACCCAACCCUAUGUUCCAACAUUACCCGCAAUUCAACCCACCCCAACCUUGGAACCCUCCCCAGCACGUAAACCAUCCCAGGAACCAACCUAAUUCCUACCAAAACCGAGCGACGCCGACGCCACCGCCGCAAGAUUUCGUCUUUGUGAACGCGCCUGGACAAAGAUACAAGCCGGUCCCGUCAGCCCCGGUGGAACCUUCAGGCCCAAGUACUCGGCCUCGAAUUCCUGAUGUAGUUCCAUCUCAUGGCCCCAGGAACCGCUCACGCUCAACUAGCAGGGCUCGUCCUGUCAAUAAGAACCGAGGAAUCUAUGAUUGUCCCACAUGUAACCAAAGAUAUGGGUUGAAAAUAUUCCAAUGCCCGAACGGACACAGCGCCUGCAAUGACUGCAAGAUCAGAGGACGAGCCUGCGCCAUCUGCGGACUGUCUCUUACUGGAGUCAGGAACUUUGAGGUUGAGAAUCAUGUAGCUCAGACACCAACAACCUGCCCUAACAAAAAUGAGGGAUGUAAUUCGAUGAUCAAGCAGAUUAACAUGGACAAACAUUUGGAAAGUUGUCCCUAUAUGGAACAGCAGUGCCCUCUCGUCGCCAUCUUCGGAACAUGCCGCUGGAAGGGUAAACUGAGCCAGUUGUCGACUCACUUUGACGAGAUGCACUCAUCGAACCGCGGAGUAGACGUCGACAAGGAAAUUUACUUAAGAGACAUUCAUAAUUCGAGCCGUCAGGUUCAUCUCGUCGUUAUUGGCGGAUAUAAUUUCUUAUGUCACCUUCAGGUUUCUGAAACGGACGGCAAAAUCUUCAUGGCAGUUCAACUCUUGGGCAUUAAUACUGCUGCAAAGAAAUGGACUUAUGAAAUCCACGUCUACAAAAAGUCUGAACCUCGUAGGAAAUAUAUGUACUCGGAUACUUGUGUCUCUUCAAAGGAAGAAGUGUUUAAAUCCGGGAAGUGCGCAGUGCUGCCGAUAUUUUAUGCUGCAACCUUCGUCGAUAGAGAGGGCAUGGCAUUCAAAUUCUUCAUUCAAAAAAUUUCGAAUAAAAACAACGAAGAUGAUAAUCAGGAUGAUCAGCUUGAAGAAGAGAGAGAAAACAUGAAUGGAAAUGAUACUGACGAGUCCCAGAGGCCACAAGUUGAAAACUGGCGGGAAUCGUGUACCACAACGGAGAGUCGUGUAAAUGAUAACCAACACUACCAACGACCUCGAUCGUGGGUUAAUCAGAGACGUGCACUAACUUAUGUUUGUGUUAACACAGGCAACACAAGGAACUCUGUAGAGGUCGAAAAUUGGCGGGCAUCUUCUGAUUCGAGAGCACAAAGUGCGAGAAACACAACUCAAAGGCCAAAUAAACAUAACUAA